GUUUAGACCUAGCCUUAUACAUGCUGUGUUGUUGGGAUAAGCCAUGUCUAUUUAAAAAGUAUAGUACAUCGUUUCAGGGCAUUCAUCCUUGAGUGUCAUUCCGAUAAGCUAUCUAUAUAGCAUGAGACGUUUUACUAACUCUGUUCUGGAUAGCAACACAAUUAACCGAGCAGCCUCGAAUACAAAAUGGUUAUAUGACAGUCCAAUCCAUUCUCAUGUAGAAGCCAAGCUGAGGUGCCUCUUGGUUGAAUUAGGGAAUGCUGAUAGAAUACUUGGAAUCCAGGUUUGUGCCUACAAAGACGGGCAAGUGAUCAUUGAUACUACAGCUGGAGUGCUGGGAAAAGACAACCCUCGUCCAGUUCAACCUGAUUCCUUAUUUCCUGCUUUCUCAGUAACUAAGGGUGUCACAGCAGGAAUGAUACAUUGGUUGGCUGAUAAAGGGAAACUAAACCUUGAUGAAAAUGUCGCAAACAUUUGGCCAGAGUUUGGUACAAAUGGGAAGGAUCAGAUAAAGGUUCAUCAUAUACUAAAUCAUACAUCUGGUUUGCACAACGCUCUUGCUGACAAUACUAGAAAUGAUCCUACAUUAUUUUGUGAUUGGGAUGAGUGUGUAAAACGCAUUGCGAAGGUUGCACCAGAAACCGAACCUGGCCGUGAUCAAUUAUAUCAUUAUCUCUCAUAUGGUUGGCUAUGUGGUGCAAUAAUUGAGCGUGCAUCCGGAAAGAAGUUUCAAGAUGUUCUUGAGGAAGCUUUUGUUCACCCACUAAACGUGGAAGGAGAAUUUUAUAUAGGGAUUCCUUCUGGUGUGGAAUCUCGUCUGGCAAAUCUUACGUACGAUAGAAAUGAAUUCCAUACGUUUUCAGAUCUAAUCGCAAAGUGUAAGUACAGGACUGCCAUACCUUCCUCAUUCUUGCCUCACAUACUUGAAAACCUCAUUUCCUUAGCAGACAAGCUCAAUGUCCGCCGUGCUAUAUUACCAGCCUCUAACGGACACUUCUCGGCCCGUGCAUUAGCCCGCUACUAUGCCGCCCUUGUGGACGGUGGUACGGUCCCUCCUCGCCAUUCCUCCUCCCUCCCACCACUUGGAAGCCACCCUCACCACCCCACGUUCCCCUCCAAGAACCAGAAAGAUGAAACAGACGCCACAGGUGAUGAAGUCGAGACUAAAAUCUUUAGCAACCCAAAAUCAAAACUUCAUGAUGCGUUCUUGGGAAACGGAAAAUAUAAGGAUUUAAUCUUACCGAAAGGAAAAUUUGGACUUGGGUUUAGGAAGGUUUGCACGAUGGAUGCAUGUUCGACGAUUGGGUUUGGCCACGCAGGGUUGGGUGGGUCCAUGGCAUACUGUGACAUUAAUAACAGGUUUUCUAUUGCGGUGACUCUGAACAAGUUGUCUUUCGGGGAUUUGACCGGAGAGAUAAUCCGGUUUGUUUGCUUGGAACUUGAUCUUCCUGUACCGAAAGAUUAUGGGAGAUCUUGUAAGUUCAUGGAGAAACCGGUGUUCAAUUAAAGGUGCUUUGAUGGAAACAAACGUGCUCAUAGUAUUCGAGGGAAACUUUACUUCUAUAGUAUUCAUGUAUUUUAUUCAUGUAUUUUUAUAGCAAUUUUGAGUAAACUGGUUUUAAGGAAGUAUACAAUUGUUGUGUAUAGCGAUCUUCUCUUCACUCAUUUGCGCAUUAAAUUUAUUUUUGUUCUUGUCGUGAUUAAUGUGAUUUCAAAGCCGAAAAGUUAUAUAUUGUGG
Molecule: messenger RNA, 1738 nt
Organism: Lactuca sativa (garden lettuce)
Lineage: Eukaryota; Viridiplantae; Streptophyta; Magnoliopsida; Asterales; Asteraceae
Source: RefSeq, a predicted model, not a curated record